Molecule: messenger RNA, 4359 nt
Organism: Myxocyprinus asiaticus (Chinese sucker)
Lineage: Eukaryota; Metazoa; Chordata; Actinopteri; Cypriniformes; Catostomidae
Product: zgc:123305
Exons: 20
Coding region: 131-3094 (987 amino acids)
Biological process (GO): cellular response to insulin stimulus; fatty acid catabolic process; triglyceride biosynthetic process
Cellular component (GO): nucleus
Molecular function (GO): transcription coactivator activity; phosphatidate phosphatase activity
Source: RefSeq, a predicted model, not a curated record
AGAAGGGCGUGUCUUGAGACGAAUCCCAGCUCUUGAUUGGUCUGCGAGUGUUUGGCGUGGUGACGUAUGCUCUGUGCGUGUCAGCGCAGGAAGUUUUUAAAGAAUCGCUGGUGUGUUUGAGUCUCAGACCAUGAAUUACGUGGGUCAGCUGGCGGAGACGGUGUUUGUGACCGUUAAAGAACUGUAUCAUGGGCUGAAUCCGGCAACACUCACCGGCGGCAUCGACGUCAUUGUGGUUCGCCAGCCUGAUGGCAGUUUCCAGUGCUCGCCGUUUCACGUACGCUUUGGAAAACUGGGAGUCCUGCGGUCCAAAGAGAAAGUGGUAGAUAUUGAGAUCAAUGGAGAGCCUGUGCACCUGCAUAUGAAACUGGGUGAUAAUGGAGAAGCUUUCUUUGUGGAAGAGAAUGAAGAUUUUGAGACGAGGGUUCCCGCUCAUCUCUGCACCUCUCCGAUCCCCACUGAUAUUCCUGAAGUUUCUGAGGUCACUGAAUCUCCCUUCAACAUCACGUCUUCAUCCAGUCGACGCAAGAAACGCCGCAGGAAACGGGCACGUUCUGACACGCACAUGGAUGUCAGUUCCUCCUCAGAUGAGAAAGAGAGUCUAGACCAGGAUGUCCAUAAAGAAGAAUCUCCUAUGGUGACAUGUAAGUCUGUAUACUACUCACUGUCAGAGGAACCUUAUGAAGAACUGUCAGGAGCUCAGAGCAGAGAUGUGUACCCUCACUCUGAUGGAGAAUGCUCUGUUAAUGAGAGUACAGUGUUCUACAGUCGCCCCUCCUCUCCUAAGAGUGAUUCUGAGUUGUUUAAACCGCAGGAGUCUGUAGGACCUCACAUGCAGUGGAACUGGGGUGCUUUUCCAAAGGUGUGCCAGGCAAAGAGAGAUGAAUCUGAUGCCCAGUGUGAUCCACCCUCACCCCUCACGCCACCUGGCCACUCCCACUUCCGGACAAUCCAUCGUCAAACGUCUUUUGAGGUGGAGACGACUGAUUCUAUGGCAACAAUAACCGUAGUGAGACCAGAACCUCAGAUUGCUACGACCAACCCAGUCCCAUCUGAAAUUUACAAUUCGCCAACAAAUAACGUACAGCUGGACGUCAAGGUCAAGGAAUCGCAUGUAGUGAACUUGCAGUCCGCAGAGGACUCCUUACCAUCGGCUUGGACUACAGUGGAAACCAAAAAGACCAAAGACUAUGCAACUGUCACUGUUAGCAGCGCAGAAAAUGACGCCAAAAUGUCUAAUAUAUCUAGCACCUCUAACAUUCAUGGGACCAAUUCAGUUGUGGAUGACUCCAAAAGCCAAGAAAUUUCUUGUGUUACUUUUAUUGAGACGUACACUGAUAAAGUUUUAGAAGCAGAAACUGUGAUAAACUCAUCAGGCACAAUCACUUCCGCACCAACUUCCUUUAGCCCGAGUUCUCCCGAAAAACUGUCACUCAACACGGGACAGCCAGAGGAGGGUGCGAGUGUAGAGACCUUGUUAACCAAUCAGAAUGCUGAUAGUGCUGGAUUGACAGCAGAUGUGGAAUCUGUCAUCAAAUCAGAAGAUCAAACGGUUCUUGUUGAGUCUGUCUCGAAAGCAUCAGACUCUCCGGACAAGAGGAAAGUCAAGCGGAGUCAUCAUUUGGGACCAUCAGAUAUUUAUCUUGAAGAUCUGUCCACUCUUAACCCUGAGGUCGCUGCCCUGUACUUCCCUAAGAGUGAGGCAGAGUUGGAACUCCGCACAAAUCAUCCACCUGACCCGUCUCCUCCCUCGGAUCAGCCACUGUCGCUGGCCAGUGCAAACACGGACAGCGGCACAGAGUAUCUGUCCGACUCAACGACAGACACGCUGGACGUCACCAUGUCCCUGUGCGGAAGAGGAGACAUCAGCCAGAUCAGUAAAGAGAAAUUCACAGAACAACUGGUCAAGUAUCAAGACUUUGUCAGCAACCCUGGAAUUGUCGAAGAUCCAAACCUUGUCAUCUGCAUCAACUCAAAGUAUUAUAACUGGGCAGUAGCUGCUCCAAUGAUUCUGUCAGUUCAAGCUUUCCAGAAGAAUUUACCAAAGAGCACCGUUGAGAAACUAGUCAAAGAUAAGAUGCCAAAGAAAUCUGGCCGCUGGUGGUUCUCCUGGAGGAGAAAAGACAUGAACAAUAUUGAGAGAAGCUCAAAGCUAGUGGAAAACCAACUGGAAGCAUCUGCCUCUGUCACUGGACCCUCAACAUUGAAGAAAUGCUCUGUUGAACUCUCGAGUGACGACGACGGUUCCAUCUCUGUGCGGCAGAAGAGUGACAGUAUGAACACAGCGCAGUGUAUCAGUCAGAUGUACCGUAAAUCACUGCGACUGACCUCUGAACAGAUUGAGGGUUUGAAUCUGCGUGAGGGAGCUAAUAAGGUUGUUUUCAGUGUGACGACACAGUAUCAGGGCACCUGCCGCUGUGAAGCCGCCAUUUACCUCUGGAACUAUAAUGACAAAAUCAUCAUCUCAGACAUCGAUGGGACCAUCACAAAGUCAGAUGCACUCGGUCACAUUUUACCACAGCUGGGGAAAGACUGGACUCAUCACGGCAUUGCCAAACUAUAUCACAAAAUACAUCAGAAUGGCUAUAAGUUCCUGUACUGUUCGGCUCGAGCUAUAGGCAUGGCGGACAUCACUAAAGGUUAUUUACAGUGGGUGAAUGACAGAGGAACUGAAUUGCCUAAAGGACCAGUGCUACUGGCUCCCAGCAGCCUUUUUUCAGCACUACACAGGGAGGUAAUUGAGAAGAAGCCAGAGGUUUUUAAGAUCGCUUGUCUCACUGAUAUCAGAGAUCUCUUCAGUCCCGUCAGACAGCCAUUCUACGCCGCCUUCGGCAACAGAACUAACGAUGCUUAUGCAUAUAAGGAGGUUGGUGUACCAGAGAGUCGUAUAUUUACUGUGAACCCAAAAGGAGAACUCAUACAGGAAAAGACCAAAGGCAACAAGUCCUCGUACUCUCAUCUAAGCGAGCUUGUGGAUCACGUCUUCCCCUUCAUCUUUAAAGACCCAACCACAUCCUUCGACUGUCCAGAGUUCAGUCAUUUCUCAUUCUGGAGAGAGCCGUUACCUCCGGUGGACCUCACUUCCUUGAUCUAGACACAAUAUAGAUUUUUUAAUUUUGGGGAAACUAUUCCUUUCAAACGCAGCCAAAUGCUUGCUGGUUAGUGAAUGUACAGUCAUAAUGUCGUAACACUACACUGAGCCUCUUCCUCGACAUUUGAAAUAAUUAAUACUCCGAUAAAAUUGUUUUACCCCCAUUCAGUACUGUUCUAAUGCCAUUGUGUGCCUACAGAUAAGCUUGUGGACUUCCAUUACUGUCAGCAGAGCUGUGAUUAUAAAUGUACAUUCAUUUCAAGUUCUUUACCAAAUAAUGGCCUAUAAAGGAUUCAAGGGCUUUUGUUUUAUUUGUAUUUUUUGUAUAAUUACUUCUUAGGAGUGGUUACUGUAAGAGUUUGAAUAUGAUUUUAUCAGCAUAUAUUUAAUGCAGCUAAAUUGUGCUUUUAUUUAUUAAGAGCGUUCAAAUUGUGCUAAAACGAGGACAAUCUAUAUUCAUUUGGCUUUCAUUUGUUGUAUACAGGGACGUUAAAACAAUAAAAGCAUUUGUGUGCAAUCAAUGAUCACAUUUGGGCAGUUGUGUCGGAAAAAUACAGAUCUUUUCAAAGCAGUUUAUUUUUAUUUUUACCCGAAUAGACUGUAAAAAAAACUUAAAGUUUCUUCUUAAGGUCUUUUUACGUUUUCUCAACUUAAAGGUGCACUCAGUAAUUUUUUCCUCAUUAAAAAGGUUUAACUCCUAAAGACAUGAAUUGUAAUUUUGUAAUAUACGUAUGUAUGAAUUCAUGAGCACUCACAUUAAAAUGAAGACUCCAGUCAUAUCAGUAACCUUAUAAAAGCUGUUUUAUUCUACAUGGAGAGGGUCCACACAUGGGGGCGGCCAUGUUAGAAUCACAUGGCCAGCCAAAUAUUACUCUCUUAUUCUCAGUAACUGUCCUGUUAUUGGACACAUUCACUCAUUGAUUAAAGUAAUCAUGUCUGACUGUGAAUACUACAUUUCUACAAUGACAUCUCAAACUGAAAACUAGUGAUUUUAAAUGAUGCUGCAUCCAAGCCACAUUUGUAAGUCCAAGAUGACACAAAGACAAAAGUUACUGAUGGCACCUUUAAAGACAAAUUAGGUCCAACAAACUGAGAAAUAACAGUAAUGUCUACAUGUAUUCCCAAGUUUAACAAGCUUGCAUUUUUAAGUUUAAAACGUUUAAAAUAGAGUUUGUCUGACUAAGUGUUUGUUGUAUUUUUUAGUGUUACUGAGUCAUAACUGAACAUAAGGAUGAAGACAGGAUGUUUUGCAAUGAUAUCUUUUUUGC